Messenger RNA from Diaporthe amygdali, 2208 nucleotides. Its product is annotated as nadp fad dependent oxidoreductase. Gene Ontology annotation, cellular component: cytosol. The record is from RefSeq and is a predicted model, not a curated record. NCBI's taxonomy places the organism in Eukaryota, Fungi, Ascomycota, Sordariomycetes, Diaporthales, Diaporthaceae. Gene Ontology annotation, molecular function: flavin adenine dinucleotide binding; NADPH-hemoprotein reductase activity; FMN binding. Bases 1 to 2208 code for a protein of 735 amino acids. The transcript has 2 exons.
AUGGCCGAUCCAGUGCUCCAGUUUAAUGCAAGCUCCUUCGCAAAUACAUUCUUUCAAAGAGAUGCUCUACCUGUCGAGGUGGCUGAAGUACUGAAGCAACUCGCCCCGUCAUCGUUCGCAGAUACAGCCGCCCUUGCGACAGUCGGUCUGGUAUCAUCAGCAUAUCUGCUCCGCCGGUACACAUGGGACAAGCCAGACCCAUAUGGACACAUCUUCUAUGAGCGGCCUCAGGCCCAGGAGGGAUUCUUGAGCAAGACUAAAACGACCAGAAAUAUUGCGGAAAGAUUAGAGGAGCUUAAUAAAGAUGCAGUCGUCUUUUGGGGUUCCCAAUCCGGCACGGCCGAGGGCUUCGCCAACCGCCUCGCAAGAGAAUUGCAUCAGAGACUUGGUCUAGACGCCCUAUCAGCAGACUUGUCAGACUUCGACUCAAAAACAAUCGCGCUCAUCCCGCAGAGCAAGAUUGCCAUCUUUAUUCUCUCCACGUACGGUGAGGGAGAUCCGAGUGACAAUGCCGGGCCCUUCUGGGACUGGCUUAACAAGCUCGCGGAUAGCAGCGCCUUGUCUUCUCUUCGCUAUGCUGCCUUUGGACUGGGAAACACCCAGUACAGAUAUUACAACCGGGUUGUGGACGUGGUCGACGAGGGUCUUCAGAAGGCCGGCGCCGAGAGAUUACUUGAUGUUGGCAGGGCCGAUGAUGCCGCCGGUGCGACCGAGGAGGACUUUCUGGCUUGGAAGGACGACCUCUUCACCUUUUUCGUGAAGAAGCUUGGCAUGCAGCAGCAUGAAGUCAAGUACGAGCCUCAGCUGUCUGUUGUACAAGAUGACUCCCUCGACUUGUCUGAUUUGCACCUGGGUGAGCCGCUCCGUUCGACAGACAAGGGCAGCAGUGAGGUCCGGCCGUUGAAGAUCCGAAGCUCUCGAGAACUGUUCAGCAACACCUCGCGAAAUUGUCUACAUCUCGACCUUGAUCUUACAGAGCACCCUCAGAUUACCUACAAGACAGGUGAUCAUCUUGCAGUCUGGGCUAUGAACCCGGACGAGGAGGUUGAGCGCCUUCUCACGGUGCUGGGCCUCACGGAACGCCGCAGCGCUCCCCUCUUGGUACAGGCACUCGACAAAUCAGUCAAGGUGCCAGUACCCUCACCCACAUCCAUCGAGUCCGUCCUACGGCAUUAUCUUGAAAUUUGUGCCCCGAUCUCACGAGAUGCCGUCAAGGCGCUCGCCCAAUUCGCGCCGACAGAAGUAGCCAAGACCUUCCUCAUCGCCCUCAGCGAAGACCGGACCAGCUUCGCCCAGUUCAUCGCCGACAAGCACCUCAACCUCGGCCGGCUCCUCGAGAUGUCGGCCCAGCAGGAGCCAGGGCCCCCUAGUUCCUGGACAUCCCUGCCGCUCUCGUUCCUGAUCGAGACACUCCCCAAGAUGCAGCCGCGGUACUACUCCAUCUCUUCGUCGAGCGUGAUCUCGCCCCGCGCCCCGAGCAUCACCGCACUCGUCUCAUCCACACCUGUAGCUACCUCCAAGUCCCAAGGCACAUCAGCAGCAGCAGCCUCCAUCCCAGGCCUAGCAACAAAUUAUCUCCUCGGCCUCUCACACUCCCUUGCCGCAACAACAACUACAGCCCCUGCCCCAGCCCACCCAGCAGGCCUGAGCUACGCCCUUUCCGGGCCAGACAACGCCCUCGCGGGCGGCAAGCUAUACGCCCACAUGCGGCGGUCCAAGUUCAAGCUGCCGGCGCAGCCGUCGCACCCGCUGGUGAUGGUGGCGGCGGGGACUGGAGUGGCGCCGUUCCGGGCGUUCGUGGCGGAGCGGGCGCGCAUGCGGCAGAUCGGCAAGGAGGUCGGCGAGAUGGUUCUGUUCUUCGGGUGCCGGCGUGCCAGCGAGGACUACAUCUACCGUGAGGAGCUGGAGGGCUUCGAGCGCGAGCUCGGCGGGCAGCUGCGGAUCGUCACUGCGUUCUCGCGCGAGGAGGGCUCGCCAAAGAUGUAUGUGCAGGACCGGGUGCGGGAGCUGGGCGCGGAUGUCGUGAGGCUUGUGCUGGAGGGGGGCGCGUCGGUGUAUAUGUGUGGCCGGGCGAGCAUGGCGAGGGAGGUUGGUGGAGUGUUGGGUGAGCUGGUCGGGGAGGAGAAGGGAUGGGGCCGAGAGCAGGUCAAGGAGUGGACUGAGAGGAUGAAGAGGAACAGGACGUGGCAGGAAGAUGUUUGGGGUUGA